CCUAUCCCGGCGCACACCACGCGUCCGCGGCCUCCGGAGCAAUCGGGAGGCAGCCGGCGAGCCGACGGUGGGCCGGGCCUGCUCUCUGGGAGGAGGAAGAGGGGCCGCCGUGCCGGUCCCCAGAGCCCCGCAGCCCCGCAGCCUGCCCCGCCGGCAGGAGAAGCUGAGGGCCGCCGCCGCUCCGCCCGGCGCCGCCGCCAUGGCUGCCAUGAUGGGUCGGAAGUGAGCCUGCGGACGACGGUGCCGGCGCGGGCGCUGCCCGCGGGGUCCCCGACGCCCCGAACACCCCCGCCGGGGAGCCUCGGCCCCCGCGAGCCCUGUGAACCCGGGGCGGCCCGCGUCCUCCAAGCCUGAGCAACGGGGAGUGGCUCCCGGCCUCCGGCCCCGGCGCCGAAUUAGAUGGUGGACCCGGCGGAGUGCAACAGCAAAGUGAUGUGUCGCUUCAGACCUCUCAAAGAGUCCGAGGUGACCCGCAGCGACAAGUACCUCGCGAAGUUUCAGGGAGAGGACACGAUGAUGAUCGCGUCCAAGCCUUAUGCAUUUGACCGGGUGUUCCAGUCAAACACGUCUCAAGAGCAAGUGUAUAAUGACUGUGCGAAGAAGAUUGUUAAAGAUGUACUUGAGGGAUACAACGGAACCAUAUUUGCGUAUGGACAGACCUCCUCUGGGAAGACGCAUACGAUGGAGGGUAAACUUCAUGAUCCAGAAGGCAUGGGAAUUAUUCCAAGAAUAGUGCAAGAUAUUUUUAAUUAUAUUUACUCCAUGGAUGAAAAUUUGGAAUUUCUUAUUAAGGUUUCAUAUUUUCAAAUUUAUUUGGAUAAGAUAAGGGACCUACGAGAUGUUUUGAAGACCAAUCUUUCAGUUCAUGAAGAUAAAAACCCGAGUUCCCUACGUAAAGGGGUGUGCAGAGCGUUUUGUCUGUAGUCCAGAUGAAGUUGUGGAUACCAUAGAUGAAGGAAAAUCCAACAGACAUGUAGCAGUUACAAGAGUCACGAUGACCAUCACUUCGUGCUUACAGAUCUGGAUCACGGAAACUGUCAAUAAAGUGCCAUCUAACGUGCAGCCCUGUGUCUCAAAAAAUACAGGUCAUGUGGGCAGAGAAGAGCAGGGGGAGAGAGGAGAGAAGGUCCACCCCCCUCACCUGGACUGGACCACCCAGAGCGGGUGCCUUCUCUGCUAACAACCCCUGUGAAUAAGAAAGUUACAUUAGAUCAGAAUACCCAGACGCUGAGACAUGGAGGUUUGCAGCAAAGAGAGGAUUAGUCACAAGACAGACGAAUCUUGGAGCCACCUCGCUGAAGGCAACGGGAUUGGAAAUACGUGUGAUAAUCCACAUUCUGCUCAGGCAUAACUCAGCCACUGGCCUCUGAACUUUUAAAAGGUCUUCCAGUGGAAACUCACGCAUGCCCACUUGAAGGAUCAGUGGUCCUAUCCAGUCUUUACAGGCUCAGAUCACACCAGACACAGCUGAUACCAAGUUCCUAGAAAACAACUCGAGCAAACAUCUUAUUGUUUAAGCUAUGUCCUGCUUGAAGGACAUGCAAGUCUUUUGCAGUAACAAUUAAAAUGACUUUGAUUUGGUUACAGGUGAAAUGGAUUUAACCAGUGACUAUCCAUGGUUUCAUCUGCCAUACAGCAUAUAUUAAGAAUGAGAAUAAGAAAAAAAUGAGGAGGAACACUAAAAUGGAGAGGGGAAGACGCUGAAGACAAGUUUCCCAUUGCGAUUUUGGAUCAAGCAUUCAUUUGCAGGGCAUGGAAAGCCAUCUUUUGCAUUGAUUACUGAUCAUAAUAUGACCCGGCACUGGAUUUGCUGUAGAUCUGAAGUAAAACCCUGCAGGAGCAAACUGGUAUCAGCUAAGACCCCAAAACCAUCAGUGUUGAGAAGGUUCACCCCCAUGAGAAGAAAGAGGAAACAUUUUCAGGGUUGUAAUUGGAAGAGUUGCAGGGUUUAGGGGAGUCCAGUUUUACCUGAAUCCAACAAAAUGGUGUAGUCUGUAUUUAAUAUUGGAAUUGGGAGAAGAGGAGUUGCCUCUAGUUUUUUUUUUUUUUUUCUCUUCUUUCACUUUUACAGUUGCAAAAUAUUAUCAACUCAAAUCUGAGAGGAAAAAAAACUGAAAGUAUUUGUUGACCAAAUCAAAGUGCUUCAAUUUUUAUUUAAAUUUGUGUCUUUUAAAUCUUUAUGUAAAUCAUUCUAUGAUCUUUAUAGGGUAAAAAAAAAUUGUGACAAAAAGAAAAAACACAUAAUCCAAUCAAUCAAAAAUAAUUAUAAUUUCCUUAUCAAGCAUUCCUUCAGGUAUUUUCUGUGCAUACAUAGCAUUAUGUACACCUUUUAAAUAAAAUCAGAUCAUCUCAAUCAAAAA
Molecule: messenger RNA, 2360 nt
Organism: Camelus dromedarius (Arabian camel)
Lineage: Eukaryota; Metazoa; Chordata; Mammalia; Artiodactyla; Camelidae
Product: kinesin-1 heavy chain
Exons: 10
Coding region: 400-924 (174 amino acids)
Biological process (GO): microtubule-based movement; mitotic cell cycle
Cellular component (GO): microtubule
Molecular function (GO): microtubule motor activity; microtubule binding; ATP binding
Source: RefSeq, a predicted model, not a curated record